ACCAAAACUAGCGGGCAGAGGUAGAUUCACGUGGAUUAUAACCAUGAGCUCCAUAACCUUAUAAAAACUGAUUGCACACCCACUUUACACAGAGACAGAAGUAUGCUAAUAUCAGCUUGAUCGACGUCACGGGUGCUAAACUAGCCAUUUUCGGCGCAUAUGUCCCUAGUUAAUCUAUGUGAAUCCCUUUAUGAUAAAAACUGUGCUGUAGUCCUGGGAGCGCAUCUCUAACGCGAUUCACUAGCUAGCUGUAUUUCUGCAAUGGUAAUUCUGUAUCGUGGUACCGGGGCUGGAGGACUGAAUUGAAAGGAAUACGGGAAUACCCAUAUAACCUCGAGAGCGAUGGAAAAAAACGGAAAUUUCUGAAUUAGAGCCUUGAGUCCAACAGGGCUCUAAAGCCAGGGAGUGUGUGAGGAGCUGUUGUUUUGUGUAAGCUGGAGCAGUAGUCAGUAAAGGAGCAUGCCGUUGGUGAAGAGGAGCAUCGAGCCGAGGCACCUGUGCCACACGGCACUGCCCCGCAGCGUGAAGAAUGAGCUGGAGUGUGUCACCAAUGUCUCGCUCUCCAAUGUCAUACGCCAGCUCAGCAGCCUGAGUAAGUAUGCAGAGGACUUGUUUGGAGAGCUCUUUAAUGAAGCACAUUCCUUUUCCUUCCGGGUCAACUCCCUUCAGGAGCGAGUGGACCGCCUCUCUAUCAGUGUGACACAGCUCGACCCCAAAGAGGAAGAGCUGUCUCUGCAGGACAUUACUAUGAGGAAGGCCUUCCGUAGCUCCACCGUUCAGGACCAGCAGCUAUUUGAGCGUCAGUCUCUACCUAUCCCUCUGCAGGAGAGUUUUGACCUCUGCGAACAGCCACCACCCCUCAAUAUCCUCACAUCUUAUAGGGACGAUGGGAAGCAGGCUCUGAAGUUCUACACUAACCCAUCUUACUUCUUUGAUCUGUGGAAGGAGAAGAUGUUGCAGGACACUGAGGACAAAAGGAAGGAGAAGAGAAAGCAGAAGUUACAGGAUCCCCACUUGUAUGAUCAGGUCUAUAAAUAUUUAGACCUCCCAGGGCAGCUGAAGAACAUCGAUCGUCCUGCCGAACCAGAGAAGGUUCCACGAGCCCCUCAUGACCGCAGGAAGGAGUGGCAGAAGCUAGCCUUGGGGGCGGAGCUCGCAGAGGACGAUGCCGAUGGGAAGCAUCAAGAGAUUGCCAACAGCUCUGCGCCGUACCACAACCCCAGACAAAUGUACAUGGAUCAUCUGGGUGGCUCGUACUCGCUGGCCGCACUGCCGUACUCACAGAUGAGUGAGCUGCUCAGCCAGACAGGGGAGCGUGUGUGUGGACGGCCGCACGAGCCCCCACCUCCUCCACCCUCACACCUGGCCGACGCCAAGCCAGCUUCCGCCAUCAGCUCCAGUUCAGGUUUCUCCGACAGUUGUCCUCAGUCUCCAGCCAGAACUCCGGUCUUCCUAAAUGCCCAUGCCACCCCCCCACCUCCUCCCCCGUUACCACCUCCCCCCCCCCUCCCGUCUACCGUAUCAGCUUCCAGCAUGCGAGGCACACCACCCCCUCCAAUCCCACCUUUACCAUCUCAGCAGCCCCCAGCAAUACCCCCUCCCCCUGCCCCCCUUCAAAUUGCCCCUGGUGUAUUACACCCCGCCCCGCCUCCAGUGGCCCCACCUCUUCACUCCUCUCCAGCCCGCCUACAACAGGAAAAAGUCCUGCCUCCUGGUAAGGGAGAUGGUCCUGUUUUACCCCCUCCUCCCCCACCUCCUCCUCUGCCCCUCCCAGGGGUCAAAAGUUCCUCCCCCUGCCCAUCUGCAGUUCCGCCCCCUGUGCCUUCAUUCCCUGGAGCCGUUUCGUCUCUGCCCACCCACUCAGGCCAUGAGGUCAAGAGACACCCCUCCACUCUGCCACCUAUCAGCGACGCACGCAGCGUCUUAUUAGAAGCCAUUCGUAAAGGUAUCCAGCUGAGGAAGGUCGAGGAGCAAAGGGAACAAGAAGCCAAGCACGAGCGUGUGGGUAACGAUGUAGCCACUAUUUUGUCUCGGCGCAUUGCCGUGGAGUACAGCGACUCGGAGGACGACUCAGAGUUUGACGAGGUUGACUGGAUGGAGUAAGCAAGCUGAAGCGGUGGGGAAGUGGUGAAUUUUGACCAAGGAAGGAUAAAGAAAUUCCAGUUUAAGACGUUUGUCUCAUUUUCUCUUUGUGUCCCCCUCCCAUGGUUGUCCGUGGUACAUUUCAGUGGUACAUUUCAGACUCGCUCUCUUUCCAGAUGCUUCACGCUCAUGUUUUUUACACAACAUAAUUCAACCCGUUGCUGUACUUAAGAUUUUUUAAACUCUUCUCUUGUACAAUUAAUAAAUGAACAUAACGGAGCUGUUUUUAUCUUGUAGCUCGUUUAAAAAAGGUAACAUCCACUAUCUCAUUGUUUGUUUGUAUGAAGUGUUAUAUUAAGGGGCAAUACGGAGCACCUUAUUUAAUUUUAAUGCAAUGCUGCCACCUUGUGGUUGUCAACAAAACUGGAGCGCAUUUUAUUUAGUUUUUAUUUUACAUGCAUAAGUUUCAUAUCUUAAAAAGGCCAGUAAUCCAAGGCACUUAUAAAAACAAUGGUGUGGUGGUGGUGUUUUUUUGUUUUUUUUCUUUUGUUCGUUUGUUUGUUUUUUCUUCAAAAAAAUCUGAUGGUUAUGUUCUGGUAAAAAAAAGAAAUUCAUAUCUCCGAGCAAUAUGUGAUCAUGUCGUGUAUGAUUGUAAUAAGGAAGGAAACGUGGGCUUAACGUUCUUUUUUAAGAUUUAAAAAAGCCUGCGCAGUAAGGUCUGCUUUAUCGAAGGUCUGGACUCAAGGCGGCUCUAGCCUAUAGGGUCUUGCUAAAUUACUACAGGAGAAGACAUGUUAUUCGAUUGCCAGUGCUUUGGUGUGUUAAAGUGAUGAAUAAAAGUGAAGGACCAUUAUAAUUUAUCGUUCAUGCGAUUCAAGUUUGUCAGCCGGCCGGUCAUGAAUGGCCUAUCAUCGACUUGUUCGUGUUUUAAAAGGAAAAAGACUACCGUUCCUUUCUUUAUGGUUUGUAUAGAUGUUCGUUAAGUUUAUGAAUGUACUGUGCCGUUACUACUUUGCCUGCGUUCCUAAGCAUUAGCUGUUUCUAUGUUUCAGACAGAAAAAAAAAUUAAAAUGAAAUAUGAUUUAAAGUGUACACCUUGUAACUUAUGUAACUGUUUAAUGUAACAGUUUGCUUGAAUUAAUAAAAGCUAAUAUUAAGUUUAA
Messenger RNA from Electrophorus electricus (electric eel), 3245 nucleotides. It is a transcript of the gene wasf1, whose product is annotated as WASP family member 1. NCBI's taxonomy places the organism in Eukaryota, Metazoa, Chordata, Actinopteri, Gymnotiformes, Gymnotidae. Gene Ontology annotation, molecular function: actin binding; Arp2/3 complex binding; protein kinase A regulatory subunit binding. Gene Ontology annotation, cellular component: cytoskeleton; SCAR complex. Gene Ontology annotation, biological process: actin cytoskeleton organization; positive regulation of Arp2/3 complex-mediated actin nucleation. The record is from RefSeq and is a predicted model, not a curated record.